Messenger RNA from Zasmidium cellare ATCC 36951, 1503 nucleotides. RefSeq lists its product as uncharacterized. Bases 1 to 1503 code for a protein of 500 amino acids. Gene Ontology annotation, molecular function: transmembrane transporter activity. Gene Ontology annotation, biological process: transmembrane transport. The record is from RefSeq and is a predicted model, not a curated record. The transcript is spliced from 8 exons. Lineage: Eukaryota; Fungi; Ascomycota; Dothideomycetes; Mycosphaerellales; Mycosphaerellaceae. Gene Ontology annotation, cellular component: membrane.
AUGGAGAAAGACGGCCGCAUCGAUAAGCUGGAGAGCGAUGGCGCGCCUAGUCCUAGCGACGAAGAGAAGAAUAUCCCGCAAAUCGCCAAGGGACCUCUGGACGACAUCGAGGACCCAGACGAGGGCAAGUCCGAAGAAGAGCGCGCCGAGAUUCUUAUACCAUGGCUGACUUUGCUCUAUCUUGUCAGCUUUCUUGAUCGCACAAAUAUUGGCAAUGCCAAGAUCGAUGGCCUCAUUGACGACCUGCGCAUGAGCAGCGGCCAAUACCAAGCCGCUCUGUCGCUGUUCUUCGUCUCCUACGCUGGAUUUGAGCCUCUCACGAAUAUCCUCCUCAAGCGAUUACGGCCAUCGAUCUUCCUCCCAAUCAUCAUGGUACUCUGGGGAAUCGUUAUGACAUGUAUGGGUCUCGUACACGACUUUUCUGGUCUUGCAGCUUGUCGUUGGUUUCUAGGAAUGGCUGAGGCAGGCCUAUUUCCCGGAGUCAACUAUUACCUGUCCUGCUGGUACAGGAGAGGCGAAUUCGGCAUCCGAGCUGCCAUCUUCUUCUCGGCGGCCGCACUGGCCGGCUCCUUCGGCGGGCUUUUGGCGGCGGCCAUCGCGCAGAUGAGAGGUGUAGGAGGCAAGCCAGGAUGGGCUUGGAUUUUCAUUCUCGAAGGCCUCGCCACCGUCCUCAUCGGCAUAGCAAGCUACUGGAUGGUCCACGACUUCCCGGACGAAGCCAAGUUCCUCUCCGACGACGACCGCAAACGCGUGAUCCGCCGCCUGAAACUGGACGGACAAGCUAGCGCCAACCACGAGAAGUUCCAGAUGACUUACUUCUGGCAGUCCGUCAAGGACUGGAAGACCUGGGCUUUCGCUGUGAUCUAUAUGGGCAAUGACGGACCGCUUUACGCUUUCAGUUUGUUCAUUCCAACGAUCAUCAAGACUGGGUACCCGCAGUAUAGCAGUACCGUGGCGAAUUUGUUAUCGGUCCCGCCGUAUGCCGCGGCUGCGAUCUUGACGGUUGCGCUUGGUUUUAUUGCUGACAGGACGAGGGCUAGAGGGUGGUGUAAUAUCAUCACUUCUCUGCUUGCCAUUGCCGGCUUUGCGAUGCUGCUUGGCUCGCAAGAUCCCAAUAUGAAGUACGCUGGGACGUUCCUAGGAGCGCUGGGAAUUUACCCCACCAUCGCGAACACCAUCACCUGGUGCUCCAACAACACCGAAGGCGUCUACAAACGCGGCGUCACUCUGGGAUUCGUGAUCGGCUGGGGAAACCUCAACGGCGUGGUCUCGAGCAACGUCUACCCAACAUGGGCCUCUCCAGAGUUCACAUUCGGCCACGCCGUGAUCUUGGCGUACCUGACCGUUUUCUUGUUCGGCGGAAGCCUGUUCACGCAUUUUAUGCUGCAAUGGGAGAACAAGCAGAAGAAAGCUGGAAAGAGGGAUCAUCUCGUGGAGGGCAAGAGCGAGGAGGAGAUUUAUAUCUUGGGCGAUAGAAAGCCCGGCUUCAUCCAUACCGUUUGA